AUGCUGGACGGCCUGAAGAUGGAGGAGAAUUUCCAAAGUGCGAUUGAGACCUCGGCCUCUUUCUCCUCGUUGCUGGGUGAGUGCCCCAAGUCUGUCUGCGAGGGCUGUCAGCGGGUCAUCUUGGACAGGUUUCUUCUGCGGCUCAACGACAGCUUCUGGCACGAGCAGUGCGUGCAGUGCGCCUCCUGCAAAGAGCCCCUAGAGACCACCUGCUUCUACAGGGACAAGAAGCUCUACUGCAAGUAUGACUAUGAAAAGCUGUUUGCUGUCAAAUGUGGGGGCUGCUUUGAGGCCAUCGCACCCAACGAGUUUGUUAUGCGGGCCCAGAAGAGUGUAUACCACCUGAGCUGCUUCUGCUGCUGUGUCUGCGAGCGACAGCUUCAGAAGGGUGAUGAAUUUGUCCUGAAGGAGGGGCAGCUGCUCUGCAAAGGGGACUACGAGAAGGAACGGGAGCUGCUCAGCCUGGUGAGCCCGGCAGCCUCAGACUCGGGUAAAAGUGAUGAUGAAGAAAGUCUUUGCAAGUCAGCCCAUGGGGCAGGGAAAGGGGCAGCUGAGGACGGCAAGGAUCAUAAGCGCCCCAAACGUCCCAGGACCAUCUUGACCACCCAACAGAGGAGAGCUUUCAAGGCCUCAUUUGAAGUGUCCUCCAAGCCCUGCAGGAAGGUGAGAGAGACUCUGGCUGCAGAGACAGGGCUGAGCGUCCGUGUUGUUCAGGUGUGGUUUCAGAACCAGAGAGCCAAGAUGAAGAAGUUGGCCAGGCGGCAGCAGCAACAGCAGCAGGAUCAGCAGAGCACCCAGAGGCUGAGUUCUGGUAAGCCAGCAGCUCCUCCUGGCUGCUCCCUGCUGGCAUCCAGCGCUGGGAUGGAAGGGAUCAUGAACCCCUACACGGCUCUACCCACCCCACAACAGCUCCUAGCCAUUGAGCAGAGUGUCUACAGCUCAGACCCCUUCCGGCAGGGUCUCACCCCACCCCAGAUGCCUGGAGACCACAUGCACCCCUAUGAGCCCCUUUUCCAUGACCUGGAUAGCGACGACACCUCCCUCAGCAACCUGGGUGACUGUUUCCUAGCAACCUCCGAAGCCGGGCCCCUGCAGUCCAGAGUGGGAAACCCCAUCGACCACCUGUACUCCAUGCAGAAUUCCUACUUCACCUCUUGA
Messenger RNA from Otolemur garnettii (small-eared galago), 1158 nucleotides. It is a transcript of the gene LMX1A, whose product is annotated as LIM homeobox transcription factor 1 alpha. Gene Ontology annotation, cellular component: nucleus. Gene Ontology annotation, molecular function: DNA-binding transcription factor activity, RNA polymerase II-specific; RNA polymerase II transcription regulatory region sequence-specific DNA binding. The transcript is spliced from 8 exons. Lineage: Eukaryota; Metazoa; Chordata; Mammalia; Primates; Galagidae. The coding region runs from base 1 to 1158 and encodes 385 amino acids. Gene Ontology annotation, biological process: neuron differentiation; regulation of transcription by RNA polymerase II. The record is from RefSeq and is a predicted model, not a curated record.